Molecule: messenger RNA, 1248 nt
Organism: Glycine soja
Lineage: Eukaryota; Viridiplantae; Streptophyta; Magnoliopsida; Fabales; Fabaceae
Exons: 3
Coding region: 319-921 (200 amino acids)
Source: RefSeq, a predicted model, not a curated record
GUAACAGCAGAUAGCAGGAAUAGUAUUAGAGAGGAGCGAACGAACUUGAUAGGUAGCCAUAGGUUUCACUGCAGCUACCCCUUCCUCUUCUCUUCCUUUUCUUUUUAUUCGCUAUAAUAUUAUAAACUCUGAUCUGAUCGAUCAGUCGCGUUGUAUAACUAUUGUAUUGUAUGUCUCCACGGAGAAGUUCGCCGGUGGUUGCCGCCCGGAAAAAUAAGGCGCCGCACCCCUCGCCGUCUCCCCGUCGUAGGACCAAGAGCAAGUCGAGGCCUAUCAAGAUCCUGAAGCGCUGUUCGUCGGCUCCUCUGCUUUCAAGCCAUGAUAACAGCGAUGCUGACGUUGACGGCCAUUAUUCGAGGAGGAGCGGAGGAGGGUCGUUUUUCCGCCCUAAAACCUUUUCAGAUGCCUUUCUGUCUUCCCCUUCCCCCUUUUCCUCUCCACGGAUUCACACUAAACAGAGUUGUAUAUGUGAUAAUAAAGAGGUACGAGAAAGAAGCUAAGGUGGUAGUUAAUGUGACCGUUGAGGGAAGUCCUGGGCCAGUCCGAACCAUGGUUAAACUGGGGUCCAGUGUGGAGGAUACUAUCAAGCGUGUGGUCGAUAAAUAUACAGAAGAAGGCAGGAGCCCCCAGAUCGAUCCUAAUAUGGCUUCUUCAUUCCAAUUGCAUCACUCCUAUUUCAGUCUCCAGAGUUUGGAUAAAUCACAAGUCAUUGCGGAUGUGGGUAGUAGAAGUUUUUAUCUGCGGAAGAAUAAUGAUGCAUCUUCAUUUCGUUGGGGAAGUGCUCCCGAAAUAUUCACACGUGGCUCCACUCCAUCCAUCGCAAAUCCUCCAUUGCUGAUCCCUUCUUUCAUUGCCCGCAAGAUUAGCAAAAUUGUAAGAAGAGCUCACCGCCUUUGGAACAUUGUGCUUUGCUCACAGUGAGGACAUUCAAAAGCCCUGUAUUCUCUGGGCUACUUCAAUCAAUGAUAGGAAAAGCCAACGAUUUUUUAUCUGUUGCUUUUCAACCCUUCAUUUCCACUUAUCUAUGGUUUCAAUAUAUUUUUUACUUCUGUAAAUAUUUCAUUUUUAGUUUUUGUAACUUUUUUUAGUCUAUGUAGAUGCUAGAUACUGUGCUAGACUUUUUGUUUUUACUUUCUCUAUGUCCAUUACAAAAAUAUUUAUGUAAGUUAUAUAUGAUGCCAUCAAGUACUGUGUUAUUAAAAGAUGACAUCACAUUACCAAAAUUGAUACAACACCAUAUUAGCUUGA